Molecule: messenger RNA, 931 nt
Organism: Ochotona curzoniae (black-lipped pika)
Lineage: Eukaryota; Metazoa; Chordata; Mammalia; Lagomorpha; Ochotonidae
Gene: DUSP14
Product: dual specificity phosphatase 14
Exons: 1
Coding region: 3-599 (198 amino acids)
Biological process (GO): protein dephosphorylation
Cellular component (GO): cytoplasm
Molecular function (GO): MAP kinase tyrosine/serine/threonine phosphatase activity
Source: RefSeq, a predicted model, not a curated record
UCAUGGGCUCCCGAGGUCACAGCACGCUCCCGCGGACUCUCACGGCUCCUCGGAUGAUUGCCGAGGGAGACGUGGGAGGCGUCGCGCAGAUCACCUCCUCGCUCUUCCUGGGCAGGGGCAGUGUGGCCUCCAACCGGGACUUCCUGCAGUCUCGGGGCAUUACGUGCAUCGUGAAUGCGACCAUCGAGAUCCCCAAUUUCAACUGGCCUCAGUUCGAGUACGUUAAAGUGCCUCUGGCUGACACGCCCCACGCCCCCAUUGGGCUGUACUUUGACUCCGUGGCCAACAAGAUCCACAGCGUGAGCAGGAAGCAUGGGGCUACCUUCGUGCACUGCGCUGCGGGGGUGAGCCGCUCGGCCACUCUGUGCAUUGCUUACCUGAUGAAAUUCCACCACGUGUGCCUGCUGGAGGCCUACCGCUGGGUGAAGGCCCGGAGACCCGUCAUCAGGCCCAACGUGGGCUUCUGGGGGCAGCUGAUAGACUACGAGCGCCAGCUCUUCGGGAAGUCCACGGUUAAGAUGGUGCAGACCCCUUACGGCAUUGUCCCAGAUGUUUACGAGAAAGAGUCCCGCCACCUGAUGCCUUACUGGGGGCUCUAACGCUCCCGCAGCCUGGGCGAGCAGCUGUCCCAUGGCUGACUUUUGAUUCACCCUCACGUCUUUCUACACUGCAGGUGUUCAAGUUUACUUUAAGAAACAGGGAGGGGCGGGACUAAGGGGAAUGCAUUUGCUGCUAGUGACAUUUUUAAAACUAGCAUUUUGGAAUAGCAUUUACAAAAAAAAAAAAAAAAAAAACUUCAACGGGCUUUUGCUCAUUUGUAACAGUUUAACCACCCAGUUUUGCUCUGCGUGCGGCACCUUUCAGCACCAUGGCAGGUGCGGAGGCGCUCCGUGCAGAAAGCCCGCCGGGCCUGAUCAAGCCCGGGGAGACC